Molecule: messenger RNA, 5328 nt
Organism: Nothobranchius furzeri (turquoise killifish)
Lineage: Eukaryota; Metazoa; Chordata; Actinopteri; Cyprinodontiformes; Nothobranchiidae
Gene: hmbox1b
Product: homeobox containing 1 b
Biological process (GO): positive regulation of DNA-templated transcription
Cellular component (GO): nucleus
Molecular function (GO): double-stranded telomeric DNA binding
Source: RefSeq, a predicted model, not a curated record
GAAGAGCGCCGCCGCGUGUCGGGGGCUUCGGUGGGAGUGAAACUACAGUUCCCUCUGAGCUCCUCGGAGGUGUUAGUUGUCAGUAUGGCUGUUGUCAGACAGACAAAGCAGAGAGGCAAAUAAUUCGCCUCUGAUUAGAAAUCCUUGGAAGAGGGUCGCGCGGGGCACCGCCAUCAGAUUCGCGUCGUUGCUCGGCUGCGGCAGACCGCGCAGCUGCUCUCCGCUCUAGUUUUAAAGUUAGAUGGUUACGUGGACGUCUGGAGCCGAGCAGGAUGUCUGACUUCAGCGAGGAGCCGCGCUUCACCAUCGAGCAGAUUGAUCUGCUGCAGCGGCUGCGGCGCACCGGCAUGACCAAGCAGGAGAUCCUGCAUGCGCUCGACACUCUGGACCGGCUGGACCGGGAGCACGGCGACAAGUUUGGCCGCCGCACCUCUUCUUCCUCCUCCUCCUCCUCCUACCUAGUAGGCGGGGCAAACAGCUGCACCAACAACUCUGCCUCCAACACAACCACCACGUUCAACAAUAACACCGCUGCCUCGGCAACCACCACCUCUUCUGCAUCGUGUAACGGUAGCAACAGCGGCGAAGGCGGCACCGCGGAUCAGUCCGUUGCUGCCGCCGCCUCUUCCACGGCCUCUAAAAUCUCUACAGCCACGCAAACUCAGUUUAGUACUGGAGGGGGACUUUCUCCGUCUCCCAGCUAUGACACCUCCCCCCCUCCAGGGCCGCCGCCGCCCUCCGCCAUCCUGCCGUCACCGGUGUCUCUGGUGGCGCUGUCUCAGAACGGCCGUGACAGCCUGGCUGCCACGCCCAACGGGAAGCUGUCCCCUCCUCGGUAUCCGGUGAACAGCGCCGCAGCGUCCCGAGCGUUCGGGUUUGAAGCUGCAGAAGAAGACCUGGACAUCGACGAUAAGGUGGAGGAGCUGAUGAGAAGGGACAGCAGUCUGGUGAAAGAAGAGAUCAAAGCUUUCUUGGGGAACAGGAGGAUUUCUCAGGCUGUGGUGGCACAAGUGACUGGCAUCAGUCAGAGCAGGAUCUCCCACUGGCUGCUGCAGCACGGCUCCGACCUGAGCGAGCAGAAGAAGAGAGCCUUCUACCGCUGGUACAUCCUGGAGAAAACCACCCCAGGUGCGACUCUGAACAUGCGUCCGGCUCCGCUGCCUCUGGAGGAGAUGGAGUGGAGGCAAACCCCCCCGCCCCUCAGCACGGCUCCCGGAACCUUCCGGCUGCGGCGCGGGAGCCGCUUCACGUGGAGGAAGGAGUGUCUGGCUGUGAUGGAGAGCUACUUUAAUGACAACCAGUACCCAGAUGAGGCCAAAAGGGAGGAGAUAGCAAACGCCUGCAACGCCGUUAUCCAGAAACCAGGGAAGAAGCUGUCGGACCUGGAGCGGGUCACCUCUCUGAAGGUCUACAACUGGUUUGCUAACCGGCGCAAAGAGAUCAAGAGACGGGCCAACAUUGAAGCCACAAUCCUGGAAAGUCAUGGGAUUGACGUCCAGAGUCCGGGGGCACACUCCAACAGCGAUGACAUCGACGGGAACGACUUCUCAGAGCAGGCCUGUGACCUGCCGUACUUUGACAAGAGACCUCUGAGCCGACCGUUUGGCCUUUACCGCCUGGAGCCCACCUCACCCACACAGGAUGACGGCGCCGCUCACAGCGAGCACCAGGACCCCAUCUCUCUGGCUGUGGAGAUGGCUGCAGUCAACCACACCAUCCUGGCCCUGUCCAGGACCGGGGGGGUCCCCAACGACAUCAAGACCGAGUCCCUGGAGGACGAAUGAACUGGAGCAGGAUGCAGCCGGGGACAGAGGAGACGACGGUGGAUUUAAAAAAAGAGACCAAAAUAAUCCUACUUAGUAAAGCUGCUUCCCCCCCCCCCCCCCCAUACCCAUGUAAGCAGUAACUACCCCCCCACCCCGGCCUUCUUACUCUGCAUACUGACGCAGCUGGAGUCCCUGUGGCUCGGUGGUCCUCCCACCAGCAGGGGGCUCCUGACUCACAGGAUACCUCCUCCCUCCUCAUCUGAGCCGAUCCUCAGCCUCUCACCUCCACCUCAGUAAAGACGUGUAAAUAUGAUCUAUAUGGUUCUCAGUCGACUCAGCUCAUGGUGGGCUACCUACCUACUGACCUCCACCCUCAACCUCACCUCCUCACAGUGCAAUUCAUCUGAGACGCUGCCUCCUCCUCGUCAGCAGGAACGAUACGGGCCCACAGAAGAGUCAGCUGUUCGCCCCCUGCAGUGGUCAGUCCUCAGCCGUCUCCUUCGGUUUCUCCACAAACAAAACAAGCUAACUUUAUUUUUGCUUUCAGGUUUAAGGAGGUUUUAUUGACUCAUUUUUAACAGAAAUUCCUAAACGCACAAACGGGAAACUGCACAGAUGAAGGUGUUUGAACUUCAGUUUCCAGCCCAAAUCUCCAGAAUCAGUCAUUUAGUUUUAACACGAAGCUUCCAGAGACGUUGGUCUGUGAGGAUCAGAACUCUGAGCUAUUUGACGUCAACGCCAAAGGAAGAGCCGAAACCGAGCUGAGAACGGUCCAAAGUGAAUCCAGAGCAGGCAGCUCUUUAGUUUCCCAUUGUCCCUGAAGUCUGCAGACCUGACGCUGCAGGUGACCUGCUGCUGCAGGUGGCCUGACGCUGCAGUGACCUGCCGCUGCAGGUGACCUGGUGCUGCAUGUGGCCUGACGCUGCAGGUGACCCUGGUGCUGCAGGUGACCUGGUGCUGCAUGUGUGAUGAUGCAGGUAACCUGGCACUGCAGGCCUGACCCUUCAGGCGGCCUCAUGCUGCAGGUGACCUGCUGCUGCAGGUGGCCUGACGCUGCAGGUGACCUGGUGCUGCAGGUGUGAUGAUGCAGAUAACCUGGCACUGCAGGCCUGAUCCUUCAGGCGGCCUCAUGCUGCAGGUGAUCUGCUGCUGCAGGUGACCUGCUGCUGCAGGUGGCCUGACACUGCACUGACCUGCUGCUGCAGGUGACCUGACGCUGCAGGUGACCUGGUGCUGCAUGUGGCCUGACGCUGCAGGUGACCCUGGUGCUGCAGGUAACCUGGCACUGCAGGCCUGACCCUUCAGGCGGCCUCAUGCUGCAGGUGGCCUGACGCUGCAGGUGACCUGGUGCUGCAGGUGUGAUGAUGCAGAUAACCUGGCACUGCAGGCCUGACCCUUCAGGUGGUCUGAUGCUGCAGGCUUGAUGCUGCAGCUGGCCUGACGCUACAGCAGUGACAGUAUCAGCAGGCACACAUCACGAUCUGAUACUCUGGAACUAUUUACUACUUCUGUGACGCUGCCUCUUUAUAAUAAUCAAAGCAAAGUGCUUUUUCUAUAUAUAUAGAUGAAUAUAUACGAGUAUAAAUAUGAAGCUGGCAUCAGGUUAGACUAAAUCCACACUGGAGAUGGUAAAGCUUCAAGCUUUUUCUGUUCCGUUUCAUGUAGAAAUAAACUCAAAGGAGCCGUUGAAGGGAAACUCGCGUCAUCUCCAGCUUCUCCAGCACCAACGCUAACAGUAAACGAUGGUUCUCUCAGUGGGACGUUUAGUUUUUCCACAAAGUGUUGAAGAUACUGUGAAAUGUUGCAUUUUGAUGAGUAAAUCAAACUUUUUAACAAAAGGAUUAGUUAUUUAGUUUUUUUACCAAACAGCUGGAGAUUAGUCUGGUGCAGAUGCUACACGCUAGCUGCUACACGCUAGCUCUAAAGCGUUUUUCCUCUGAAGACAAACGUUUUAGUGGUUAGAACAGUGGUUUGGUUCACUGGCAGCAUCGGGAUGUCAGAUUUACUGACAUAAAACAUUUCAAACAGAAACAUCAUUAGUUGCUUUUGAAGGAGGACCAUAGCAGCAUCCACCCGGACAACAUUUCCCACAAUGCUUAGCUCUUUGAGAUCAGGUCCCUGUGAUGGUUUUGGAGAAUCCGAGCAGGAGUAAAACGUAUCUGCUUGGCGCGUUUCUGCCCCGGCGCGAGAACUCCGCUCUAAUAGUCGAAUGCUUCCGUGAGUCAGAAGCUCCAGAACCAGCCGGUUCUUAAACAGGUUUAAAGUAUUUAUGCUCACUUUUAUACGGUUGUAUAAAACGAAUGACAUGUUUUCAAACAUGCUUAAAAUUAUACUUUUAAAUUCUCGUGACUUAUUUUUCUAUUAUGUAAACUUUGUUUUUGUCAUCCUGCGUUUGACUGAACAACAGCCCCCCCCCCCCCCCCCCCCCCCCCCCCCCCCGAGGUUUUGAACCUUUUAUGAAAAUUGAAGCACCUUAAUAUUCAAGUGUUGUUGUUUGCUACGUUUGGAACGUGAUCAGUAAGAGAGGCGUGGAGCAACGUCACACCAGACUGGUCGAGCGCCAGGUUGUGAUGAAAUACAGCAGCACUGCCACGCUGGACGGACGCACACACACGCACACGCACACACGCACACACACCAGCUGAGCCGUUCCUUCCUCUCUGUAGAGUAGGUUCACUACUCAGCUAGACUCUUGUGGUCCAUAGAUGUUCGACAGGUUUCGGGAAGUCUGUCCUGUUUUUCCAAUCAGGAACCAGUUCUGAUGUGUUUGGGAUCCUGGUGCUGUUGGAAAACUCAACUGGGCCCACAUUUCAACCAUCUAACAGCUGGUUUCAGCUGGAAUGGAGAAGUCCUUUGUUCUACCAUCCGCAUAGUGCUCCAGGUCCACAUCAUGAUGCUGCCACCACCGUGUGGGACAGCUGCUUUGGUGUUCAUGGGUCUAAUCAUGCUCACUAGCAGGAAUUGUGAAAAUCCAUCCAGUUUAGUAAAGAACUGGACUAGUGAAGGAUCGCUGAGAUCACCAGUUUGAUGUGACGUUUCUACACAAAGUUCACGAUUCAAGCUGUGGUGAGGAAAACAGAACCCCACAGAGCUUCAGGUCUCCAUUAAACGAACUGCCUCUGAGCUAGACAUGCUACCACUGGGUUAGAUGGAACCAGGUGUGUGAGUGUGUGUGAAAAGGUUCAAGUGUUCUGACGGGUUCUGUAGUUCUCCUGAAUUAGUCCACCAGUGUUGGGGGUGGGGUGUGUCAGGGUCAACAUGUCUACAUGUCCAUCCGUGUCCUCCAGUACACCAUCCACCUCAUCCCAGCAUAGCUCAGAUUAGGAACUCGAGAGGACCGAGUGCUGUUGUCUCAACCUCAGAUCUGCUUACGUUCAGACUCGUCUGUAUCGCCCAUUUCACAAUUUAGUGCCUUUUUUGGACAGUAGACUGUUCUGUAAUUAAGAUGUAGUAUAAAUACAUUUUCUGUACAGUUUCUUUGUCCAUUUUUUAACUUGUGUUUAUUUUAGUAUGAUAUAUAUAUAUAUAUAUAAUGUACAAGAGAAUAAAACUAUAUCAAUGA